Molecule: messenger RNA, 1119 nt
Organism: Clarias gariepinus (North African catfish)
Lineage: Eukaryota; Metazoa; Chordata; Actinopteri; Siluriformes; Clariidae
Exons: 6
Coding region: 40-1104 (354 amino acids)
Biological process (GO): response to bacterium
Source: RefSeq, a predicted model, not a curated record
UGUGCUCAGUUUGACCUUUUAACAGCUCAUCAAAAGGACAUGCAUUACACAAACCUAAAAUUUAAAAUGGUGUUGGUGUUGUGGAUUACAGUGGUGCUUUUUAAUAAAAUUGAUUCCGCACAAGCCAGCCUCCUUCAUCAGCCGAACGCGGUGAUCACAGCUAAGGCUGGUGAGAAAGUGACUCUACACUGCUUUUUUCUGAAAGAACAAAUCAUUGAUCCCAUUGUUUGGUACAAACAAUCAGGAGGACAUGAACCUUCUUUAAUGGCUGUAGUCCAGAAUGUACAGGAUCCCAUUUACAAAGAUGAGUUCAACUCUUCAAGGUUCAGGAUUGAGAAAGAAAGCAAGAGCUGUCAUUUGACAAUAAUGAAUGUGAAUCCAUCAGAUGAAGCCAUGUAUUACUGUGGCUUAGUUACAUUUUUAACAACAUUCGCAAAAGGAACCUUUUUAUCAGUGAAAGAUCAAGCCGAGUUAAAAGUCUCCGUGUUCCAGAGCAGUGUGUUGGACUCGGUUCCUGCAGGAGCGUCAGUGACUCUGCAGUGCUCGGUUCUCUCUGAGAGCAGAGCAGCAGAACUCCAAGUGCUCUGGUUCAGAGCUGCUCCACCACAAUCCCAUCCUCAAAUCAUUUACACUCAUCACAACAGCAGCCAUCAGUGUGAGAGCGGCUCUUCUACACACACCUGUGUGUACAACUUCUCCAAGAACAUCCUCAGCCUCAAUGAUACUGGGACUUACUACUGCGCUGUGGUCAUGUGUGGGAAGAUCAUUUUUGGGAACGGGACACGAGUACAAGAAGAAAAUUGUGCAACAGCUUAUCAUCCUAUAUUGAUGUACCUGGGAACGGCGUUGGUAAUAUUUGUGAUUCUGAUCUUCGUCCAAGCUGUUUUACUCUUUAAAAAGAAAAAUGGUCAACAAAACAAGAAAAUUCAGCACAAUGCUGUAAUAAACACUGAGCAGACAAACACACAGAGCCAUGAUGCGGCGGAGCUAAAUUAUGCUGCUGUACAUUUUAGUGAAAGGAAAACUAAAAAAGUGAAAAAAAAUCGAGAUCGAUCGCAAGACAGUGUGUAUACUGAAGUGAAACUUUCCACCAUUACUCAAUAAAAUGUCUAAAAAAUU